Messenger RNA from Parnassius mnemosyne (clouded apollo), 2073 nucleotides. Lineage: Eukaryota; Metazoa; Arthropoda; Insecta; Lepidoptera; Papilionidae. The record is from the annotation of a GenBank genome assembly.
AUGUCAGUCAUCAAACAUAUCGAAUUGCUUUUCGACCGCCCCAACGAAACCCUCAUUACACCAAAGGGGGAUAACGAUGACCUCUUCCAACUCACUGAAAAAUAUUUGCCCAAGGAAUACGCAAACAACGGUAUCGAACUGAACAACCGUUUUGGUAACGAUGCCGGCAGCACAAUACCGCUUACGGAACUAGCUCAACUUCCCCAAUUCACUAAGGCUUCUCAACUUCCCACUGACGCCGAUUUCUCUCUUUUCUUGCCAAAGCAUCAGGAGAUGGCCACUGAAGUUAUUGAUGCAUUAUUACGUGUACCAGAAAAUCAAUUGCAAGAAUUUCUUUCAACUUGUGUCUAUGCAAGAGUCAACCUGAAUCCUCAACUUUUCAAUUACUGCUUCUCCGUUGCCUUAAUGCACAGAAAUGACACAAGGAAUGUUCGAAUUCAAAAUUUUGCAGAAACCUUCCCAUCAAAAUUCAUGAACUCGAAAGUAUUUGCACAGGCUAGAGAGGUAGCAGCUGUAGUACCAAAAACUCUUCCCCGCACGCCUAUUAUCAUACCUAGAGACUAUACAGCAACCGACUUAGACGUUGAACAUCGUUUAGCGUAUUUCCGUGAAGAUAUAGGUGUAAAUUUACAUCACUGGCAUUGGCAUCUCGUGUACCCAUUCACAGCUAGUGACAGAAGAAUCGUCGAUAAAGAUCGUCGUGGUGAACUAUUCUUUUACAUGCAUCAACAAAUAAUCGCUCGAUACAACGGCGAACGUCUAAACAAUUCUUUGCCUAGAACAAAGAAAUUCAGUAACUGGAGGGAACCUAUUCCUGAAGCCUAUUUCCCUAAGUUAGAUAGUCUUACGUCCUCACGAGGAUGGCCACCACGACAGGCAAACAUGCGCUGGCAGGACUUGAAUCGGCCUGUAGAUGGCCUUAAUAUCACCAUCGCUGAUAUGGAACGCUGGAGAAGAAAUUUGGAGGAGGCAAUCGCUACAGGGAUGGUACGAUUGCCUAAUGGAUCAACGCAGCCUCUUGAUAUAAAUACAUUAGGCAACAUGGUGGAAUCCAGCAUCUUGUCACCGAACAUGGAAUUGUACGGCAGCGUUCACAACAACGGUCACAGCUUCUCGGCGUACAUGCAUGAUCCUACUCAUCGUUAUCUUGAAUCAUUCGGCGUUAUCGCUGAUGAAGCCACUACAAUGCGUGAUCCCUUCUUCUACCGUUGGCAUGCGUUUAUAGAUGAUCUCUUCCAAAGGCACAAAGAAUCUACAUAUGUCCGUCGAUACACACGGUCUGAGUUGGAAAACCCUGGCGUUCAAAUUACAUCGGCAACGAUAGAAAGCGAUAGCGGGAUGGCGAAUACGCUUAACACAUACUGGAUGAUGAGUGACGUGGACCUGUCUCGCGGUCUUGACUUCUCAGAUCGUGGUCCAGUUUAUGCGCGCUUCACGCACCUUAACCACAGACCGUUCCGUUACACUAUAAACGUGAACAACACUGGUAGUGCGCGCCGCGCCACAUGUCGUAUCUUCAUCGCACCUAAGUUCGAUGAACGCAACCUUGCAUGGGCUCUUUCCGACCAGCGCAAGAUGUUCGUUGAGAUGGACAGAUUUGUCGUGCCAUUGAACGCCGGUCAGAACACGAUCACAAGAGACUCGAGCCAGUCAUCGGUGACCAUCCCAUUCGAACAGACGUUCCGCGACCUGAGUGUAGUUGGCAGCGACCCCCGUCGUGACAACUUGACCUCCUUCAACUACUGUGGUUGCGGCUGGCCGCAGCACAUGCUAGUCCCGCGUGGAACCGAAGCAGGCGCCGCUUAUCAGCUCUUCGUCAUGCUCUCCAACUACGAACUUGACAAGGUUGAGCAAGCUGAUGGAACAGAAAUGACAUGCAAGGAGGCAUCGAGCUUCUGCGGUUUGAGGGACAAGUUGUACCCUGACCGCCGCGCCAUGGGCUUCCCCUUCGACCGUCCUUCAAGUUCCGCCAGCAGCAUCGAAGAUUUCAUACUUCCCAAUAUGGCGCUGGUUGACAUCACUAUUCGUCUCCAAAAUGUUACUGAACCCAACCCAAGGAACCCGAGCAACUAA